UCUUCUGUGCUAACAUAUAUUGACUUUGACAUGAUAAUCAGCUUUGAAUGUUCUUUUUGUAAAUGUAAAGAUAUCUUUUUAUCCUUGGAAGUAUAACCACGUGAUUAAUUAAAUGCUUUUUUUUUGUCGCAAACUACCGUGAGUCGCUGUCACUGUUUUAUACUAUUACUUACUCGGGCAGUGCAUUUGUUAUUAUGCUAUGAUGCGAGUGUUAUUAUGCUAUGAUGCACUGGAGGCUCGUUAAUAGGGGCGAUUUGGGCGAUGCACUCCCAAACAGGGAGGGAGAUUUUUUUUUUUUUUUUUUUAUCACUCCUACUACCACAGCAACAGUAAUGUCAUUGUCCAAUCAGGCUAAGGUCGCGCCUGGUGUAGCCACGCCCUUUUGGGGCGAUUUCUGUCAGGUUCAGAUUUGCCCCAAAAUCUCCCAUUGACACUAAUGGUGCGUACGUUUUUUUCGAAAAUCAUGCUCCCAAUGCAUUUUCUAUUAGGUUUUAUGUGCUCGCACAAGCAGCGUGCUUACCCCAGAUAGCAGAGGGACGUUGAAACGGCGCCGAUUCUUGGUCAGAAUGGUCGGUUUCCGUCGUAAGUCAGAAAAUCAACGCUGAAACGGCACCGUGAAACGUCGAUUUCUCCGCCGUCGGAGAAGGUCGAUUUAUCACUGUUGAAUCACCGUGGGUAAAGGUUGAUCUGUCGACCGUCAGAGAAGGUCGAAUAUACGAUGUUGAACCAUCAUCACUUUUGCCGGCCAGUUUUCAACAUUGGUAGGAUGAGCAACUAAUUGUUCAGAAUAUAAAUUGCCACUGUUUGUCUUAUCCUGCUUACACAUAGAUACGAGUAAAUGAUAUAAGUAUAAGUGAUCAUGAUAAGUAAAUGAUAAAAAAAGAAGAAAAACCAGUUUACUUUCUUAACUCAGCAAUGGAUUUGACCUUCUAUCUUUGAAAGUUUUUUUUGCAAAUAACUUAACAUUUCCAAGAUGAUCAUAAAUUAAUUCUGGUGUGACCGGGUGUAAUAUUGAUGAUUUUUGUUUAUUUCAACGCAUAUAAACCCAUUUACUGAUACACACACACACACACACUCCCUCCCAGUGGGGGGAGCACUGAUGUUUAAGUGGAGCUUGGACUCUUAGAUCGUGAGCGGAAGCCACAAGCAGGGGAGGGGAUGGGACUAAAAAGGAAGAGAACAUUUUGAACCUUUUUGGACGGAGCAUGUGGGGAGUUGUUCUGCUGGUAGCCUAAGGCUAAUUUUAGGCCGAGCUGACUCCUGGCAUGGCUCAUGCGUGUAGCUCCUUGGUCACUGGGUGUGUUUUGACUGCAAAGAGGCGAACAUUGAGGCGAGCCCGUGCUCAGCAGGCGCCCCACUGCGAGGAAAGAGGUGAAUAUUGAGGCGAGCCCGUGCUCAGCAGGCGCCCCACCGCGAGGAAAGAGGCGAAUAUUGAGCGAAUCCGUACUCAACCGGCGCCUCACUGCGAGGGAACAACUGAGAGAAUUAGGGACAGGCUCGCGUACGUACUGGCCUCUGUGAACAUCACGCCAUCAAGGAGUAGCUCCGUAGGACCACCAGUGUACCAGGUCGUUGGAUGUCCCACGCUGUCCCAUAAUGCAGUGCGAUUACCACUGCUGUUUACUGGAUGACGUCAUUUUCGUAUAUACCUGGGUGCAUGUGAAACUCCCACACCACUCGGUUGGAUCGCGACUCUCUUGUGGAUCAGCCUGCUGUUACGCUUAGACCAUUGAGAAAAACACUGGACCACGCUACAUCUUCAUUCAUCCCUGGACAUCUGACCACUACCCCGUCAUUCCCUCAAAAGGUACUGCAGACAUUUAUUUCUUUAGGGAAGAGAACAUGGCUUCUUAUUGGUCAAAAAGAAGACGUGUUGUGACAGCUACUGAAAUGUCAGAAAGGCAGAUUCUGUCCGAUUUUGAGUCAGCUCUGGGUAAUCCUGCUGCUCAAGUCUCUCCUUCAAUUGCAUCACCCAGGCCUGCAUCAUCAAUGGGUUUAGAUGAGGAUGGUGGGGAUUCUGUUGAGUUGGGAGGGUGCAGUAAUGCAGAGUCUGACAGCAGUAGCAUGUCUUCAGAGGGUGACACACACAAAGAAACACAUCUUUACUUAUGCAUUAGAAGGAAUCUGGACAGUUGGAGUACUCCAGCUGGAUGGCAGGCACUAACUAUCCUUUCCAUGGAGUACUUUUUUUAUUUUUUUUUAUUAUAGAUGGCACAGAUUUGGAAAGUUGUGGAAUUCCAAGACCGGAGUGCAGCAGAUGUGCCGUCCAGCUGGGUGGUAGAUGUUGACGGAGAAGUGGGAUGCUACUGGCCACCCUUUGGCGGAAACAAAGCUGUGAAGGCCGCCAUGAACUGCACCCCCCUGGGACAAGGAUGGCGAUUCCAUCAAAAAAUAAGGGUGCUGGCAACCUGUGCACCUUUGCCAAAGCAAGACGUUACCUGACCCGAUCGCUUGAGGAAGGCUGCCUUACAGCAGACCUGCAAUCGGAUGAUGGUGAGAUGGGGCCAAGGAAAAGACGACCAAACAAAAGGUAUUUGGAGGAGGACAGCGAGGAGGAGGCAGGACCAAGCCGUAGGGGGAGGAGGCCACCAUCUAUUGACGCCACUCAGCUGGACAGCGAGUGGCAAUUCCCCUCCCUUAAUGAAGACACCCAGCCAGGCCUGUUUCUUCACAGCCAGCCAUUAACUCAUGGAGUUGCUCCCAGCCACUGGUUCAGAUAUGUGGAUGACACCUUGGUUAAAAUCAAAACCCAUGAAGUGGAAGCCUUCUCUAAACACGUCAAUGCAGUGGAUAUCAACAUCAAUUUCACUCGGGAGGACAUAAGUGGGAAUAAUCUAGCCUUCUUGGAUUGUGAUGUACACAUUAGACAAGACAGAAGCCUUAGCAUCGAGGUGUACCGGAAACUGACACACACGGACCAGUACCUACUCUUCGACUCUCACCACCCACUGGAACACAAAUUGGGGGUCAUUAGCACCUUGCAACACAGGGCUCAGAACAUCCCUACAAUGGUAGAGGGAAAAGAGAAGGAGCAGAAUCACAUCAGGAAAGCACUUCAGAACUGCGGGUAUCCCAACUGGUCUUUCUUCAAGAGCAGAAAAAGGAACAUAACGGACAAGGAGGAUAACAGGAACAAACGCAAGAACAUUGUCAUUCCCUACAUUUCUGGUCUAUCUGAGAAACUCCGGAGGAUCUGCUACAAACACAACAUUCCGGUAUGUUUCAGACCCAGUAACACCCUGAAGCAGAAACUGGUCCACCCUAAGGACAGAAUACCCAAACACAAACAAGACAACGUAGUGUAUGCAAUUCAGUGCAGUGAGGAAUGCACGGAUUCGUAUAUUGGUGAAACCAAACAACCACUUCACAGGCGUAUGGCUCAACACAGGAGAGCCAGUUCCUCAGGCCAGGACUCUGCUGUCUACCUUCAUCUCAACAACAAAGGACACUCAUUUCAGGAUUGCAAAGUAUGCAUUUUAGCCAUUUAUCCAUUUAUGUACUUUUAA
Messenger RNA from Neoarius graeffei (lesser salmon catfish), 3506 nucleotides. RefSeq lists its product as uncharacterized. The transcript has 6 exons. The record is from RefSeq and is a predicted model, not a curated record. The coding region runs from base 2301 to 3506 and encodes 401 amino acids. Lineage: Eukaryota; Metazoa; Chordata; Actinopteri; Siluriformes; Ariidae.